GUAGCAUACUUGAACGAUCCUGCACAAUCCAUCGUCCAAGUUUCAACCGGAAAACAACCUCUCUUAUCUUCUUUCCUGUUGGUAGUAGAAGCGCUCUUUUGGAUUUUCAGAUAAAAGGAUAGAAUCAUCAAUGGAGGGUACUGUCAAAUGCUCAGCAAAUUAUGUACCUCUGACGCCCAUAAGUUUCUUGGAGCGUUCGGCAAUUGUAUACAGAGACAGGAUUUCAGUAGUGUAUGGCGAUUUAAAGUUCACUUGGGCAGAAACUCGUGACAGAUGCGCCAGACUCGCUUCUGCUCUUCACUCCCUCGGAAUCUCCCGUCAUGAUAUUGUCGCUGUCCUGGCCCCAAAUAUUCCUGCAAUCUACGAGCUGCACUUUGGAGUUCCAAUGGCAGGAGCAGUUCUCUGUACUCUCAAUAUACGUCAUGAUUCAGCAAUGGUGUCGACAUUGCUAAAACACUCAGGUGCAAAAGUCAUUUUUGUUGAUUAUCAGUUACUUCAUAUUGCAAAAGGGGCAUUAGGAAAUCUACUAAAGACAAGAAGCAUGACGCCUAAAUUAGUUGUGAUUCCUGACCAAGCUAGCUCAUCUUCCAGGGUUAGUGACAUGUAUUUCAAUAAUGACAUUUUAGAGUACGAGUCUUUCUUGGCAUCAGGAAGACCAGACUUUGAGGUUAUAAGGCCACAUGAUGAGUGGGAUCCUAUUGCUUUGAAUUACACUUCAGGUACAACAUCAAGCCCCAAAGGUGUUGUCUACAGUCACAGAGGAGCCUACCUCAAUUCUCUGGCUGCUGCUCUUUUAAACGAAAUGCCAUCCAUGCCUGUUUAUUUGUGGACUGUUCCGAUGUUCCAUUGCAAUGGCUGGUGCCUUACUUGGGCCGUUGCAGCACAGGGCGGCACAAAUGUUUGUCUAAGAAAUGUAACUGCAAAAGGGAUUUUUGAGUGCAUAGCUAAGCACCAAGUGAGCCACAUGGGUGGUGCACCUACAGUAUUAAAUAUGAUAAUUAAUGCACCAUCUGUUGAUCGGAGACUGCUUCCAGGAAAAGUGAUAGUGAUGACAGGCGCUGCCCCCCCUCCUCCUCAUGUACUUUUUAAGAUGGAGGAGCUGGGAUUCAAUGUUACUCAUUCCUAUGGCUUGACCGAAACAUAUGGUCCUGGAACAGUUUGCACUUGGAAACCCGAGUGGAAUUCACUACCACCUGAUGCACAGGCCAAGAUCAAGGCUCGUCAAGGGUUGCACCACCUUGGCAUGGAAGAACUCGAUAUCAAAGAUCCGGAAACAAUGCAAAGCGUACCACCGGACACAAAAACAAGGGGUGAGGUGAUGUUCAGAGGCAACACCGUCAUGAAUGGAUACUUUAAGGAUAGUAAAGCAACAGCUGAUGCUUUUAAAGGUGGAUGGUUUCGAAGUGGGGACGUGGGGGUGAAACACCCUGAUGGAUACAUAGAAUUAAAAGAUCGAUCCAAAGACAUUAUCAUCUCAGGAGGGGAGAAUAUUAGCUCGAUUGAGGUGGAAUCAGUGAUUUAUAGCCAUCCAGCAGUUCUGGAAGCUGCAGUUGUUGGAAGACCAGAUGAUUAUUGGGGUGAAACACCUUGUGCAUUUGUCAAAUUGAAGGAUGAUUGUAAUGCAAAUGCAGAUGAAAUUAUCAAGUAUUGCCGUGAUCAUUUGCCACAUUAUAUGGCUCCACGAACUGUUGUUUUUGGGGAAUUGCCAAAAACUUCAACAGGAAAAAUACAAAAAUUUGUUCUCCGCCAGAAGGCCAAAGAUAUGGGAAGUCUUUCAAGGACCAGCAGAUUAUAGCAUUUCCAUCGUCUGCAAACUAACAAUGUAAACUUCCACCACCUGGUUCUGUUGUUAAGACUGCUAUCACAUCACAAUUGAUCCCUCACCAAGAACUUGAUCCUGUUGGCUUUUUGGGGUGAAGGUGGAAUAUUGAGGAUUUGAUCCGGUACAAGGAAGUGAAAGGCAUUUAAUAUCUUCUUAAUUUGUUCCAAGGCGAGAUUAUAAUGAGUUAAAUGUCAAGACUUGAGUUGUAUUUGAUCAACCAUAUAAUGUGCUUUAGUUUAAUAUGAGAUCAGUAUUCCACUUCAA
Molecule: messenger RNA, 2086 nt
Organism: Coffea eugenioides
Lineage: Eukaryota; Viridiplantae; Streptophyta; Magnoliopsida; Gentianales; Rubiaceae
Product: probable acyl-activating enzyme 1, peroxisomal
Exons: 2
Coding region: 131-1795 (554 amino acids)
Source: RefSeq, a predicted model, not a curated record